AUGGAGUCUCUCUCAUAUGUCGAAAACAACCAGAGAUCGAUUUGAAUAUGAUGCUGUGGGUGCCUCAUCGAGCGAGUCCAGACGCCGUCGAACCGGCCGUAUCGUUGGGGCCUCGUCUCCAACAUCUCCCCUCAGCAGCGUCACCCUCGGGCAAAUCCAUCCUAGGCUCCAGACGCCGGGGCGCAGAUUACUACCGUCAAUUCGGCCUGUGACAAUUGGAAGAGCAAAGAGUGAAUGAUGCAAUCAAGAACACCCCCCCUUGGAUCGAACGCCAAAUCUCCCAUUUUUCGUCCGGUUUCGACUUCCGUGUCUGCUAACGCACUUUAAAUGUAGCCUUUUGCCUCUGGACCACGCCACCAAAGAAAUGAACAUUUAACACCACCAAGCAUUCGUUUUAUUUUUGCCCAUUGUUUCUCGCGCAAUCUUCGAUACCCGUUCCCAGAUCCCCGAUCUUCCCCAUCUGUCCUCUAGGAUCAAGCGUGAUUUGCCAUCAGGGUGCCCUUUGGGUUCUAGUUGACGGAGGCACAUGCUCUGAGCUAUGACCGAAGACCGACCUUACGAACUCGUUCUGCUAGGCGCCACGGGCUACACAGGCACGCUCACCGCGGAGUACAUCCAAGAGCACUGCCCGACAGACCUGAAGUGGGCGAUUGCGGGUCGCAAUGGCAAGCGGCUGUACGAGAUAGCGGAAGAGCUCAAGAAACUCAACCCGGACCGCAUCCAACCGGCUGUGGAAGUGGUUGAGGUGAAGAACCCGGAGCUGACGGCGCUGGCCGCGAAGACCAAGGUGCUGAUCACGACGGUCGGCCCGUACGCGAAGUUUGGCGAGCCGGUCGUCAAGGCCUGCGUUGAUGCGGGCACGCACUACCUAGAUGUGUACGUUUUGCGCUUCCCUUCCUUCUUUCGUGGCUGUUUGCUUUAUUUGAUGCACACACACGGAUACGUACAUUCUCCCGUCUUUACGUAUACACAUAGUGCACAUACUUGUUGCCCCUUUCAAAGGCGCUUGAGCGACCGCGAAGGAAUAAGAUGCUGACUGGCUCGACUGGGAGUGCAGCACGGGCGAGAUCCCGUUCACGUACGACAUGAUGCAGAAGUACGAUGCGGCGGCGAAGGCGAAGGGGGUGUGCAUCGUGCCGCACUGCGGCAUUGACUCGGUGCCGUCCGACAUGAUGGCAUACCUGUGCGCCAAGGCAGCCCGCGAGCACUGCAACGUCGGCAUCCGCGACUGCGUGAACUCGAUCCAGAAGAUCUCGUUCAAGGCCUCUGGCGGCACGUCACACACGGCCAUCGGCCUCGUCGAGGCGUACCCGCUGCGCUUCCUGGCGGCGUCGCUGCGACCUACCGCUCUGUGCCCCAUCCCCGCACCAAAAGUCAAGCCGUCCACAACGGGCGUGCUGCCGUCGGUGCUCGGCUGGCGACACGUCAAGGACCUCGGCCUGCUGACAGACUCGCCGUCCGCCGGCGCCGACGUCGGCAUCGUGUACCGGUCUUGGGCUCUUCUCGAUGGCGGCAGGUACUACGGUCCCAACUUCUCCUUCACGGAAUACCUUCGCACUCCCAACGUCAUAACCGGCAUGCUCACGCACUACCUGCUCGGCCUGGCUCUGUUCGCGCUGUACCUACGCCCCUUCCGCUGGCUGCUGCGUCGCUUCGCCUACGUCCAGGGCACAGGCCAGGACCGCCAGGAGGCGAACAAGGGGAGGCUCGUAUUCAAGGCUGUCGCCACCGCCGACGAGCCCCGCAAGCGCAGGACCUUUGCCUCCUUCGAAUACAACGGCGCAGGCUACUACAUGACCGGCAUCACCCUCGUCGAGGCCGCCAUGGUCCUACUCAGGGACGGAGACGUGCUCGGAAAGAGGCUCGCCGGCAUGAUCACCACCGCCACGUUGGGCUACGGCUACGUCGAGCGGCUGCGCAAGGCCGGCAUCAAGCUUGAGUACGGCAUGCUUGACCCCUGACCUCUCGCUCGUUUUCGACGGACUCUUUUCGUCUUUUUUUUUCCCCUUCCAACGACGCGAGGAUGAGGACCGCCCGUUUGUCGCCCCGUCUCUGGGCCGCGGAUUUUUCUUCUUUCUUCCUGCUCACCCUUUUUCGCUUCUCAAAGUCUACGAUCCUUUGCUGCGUCGGGACAUGCGGAUGCGGAGAGAGGAACGACCAGUGCACUGUACGCAGCUUUCAGGUUCUAUCCUUGUGCAUAUUUAGAUCCAAGGACGUGUCAAACCUCGCAGAUUACAAACACAUGCGCGCACACAUAUGCUUACGUAUAUAUCUAUAUUCAAACAAGCCAAUAAAUCGUUUUGUGAAAA
This is a messenger RNA of Verruconis gallopava, 2309 nucleotides long. RefSeq lists its product as hypothetical. Gene Ontology annotation, cellular component: mitochondrion; plasma membrane; lipid droplet. Gene Ontology annotation, biological process: glycolipid biosynthetic process. The record is from RefSeq and is a predicted model, not a curated record. Bases 1086 to 1961 code for a protein of 291 amino acids. NCBI's taxonomy places the organism in Eukaryota, Fungi, Ascomycota, Dothideomycetes, Venturiales, Sympoventuriaceae. The transcript is spliced from 2 exons.